GUCUUCUUUGCCUUAUGAAGUAUUUGCUACUAUACUUACUUAUUUGGACUAUAAAGACUUAAUACAGUCUCAACUCACUUGUCGUAGUUGGUCAAAAGCUUCUCAAGCAGCAAUAUAUGGCAAAGUAGUUAUCAACAGCACUCACCAGAUCGCGACAUUCAUACGUACCAUAGCCAACGCAACCUUUAUUGGAAGACUGGUGAAACGGCUGUAUAUCAACGAUGUAUUUGAUCCAAAUGAUAUUGUCUGGGACAAAUCAGACUAUUUUACACAGUUGGUCAUUUAUUGUCCAAACCUAGAAGAAAUCAAACUGUCAGAUACGUGUGGUGCUUUCUGGUCAAGAGUUAUGCGAGAACGAUAUGAAGGCAACUGGAAGUAUUUAAAUAUGUUACAGUAUCCUUUUGAUGAUAAAGAGAUAGAAUCAUACAACUAUACAGUAUUAGCCAUUCGAGAUACAGUUAAACAACUCAUGAUAUGUGACAGCUUAUCUAACGCAGCACCUAAUUUCCACACCAAUCAGUUCAGCAUGAUGAUGAACAAACUGAAUGAAUUCAAGCAGCUUAACAAGCUGGAUAUAAGAAACCAUACAAAUAGUCCUUUGACUGAACUUGAUUCAAUGCUAGACAAAUGCGUCCAACUAGAGGACCUCAGCAUCACAUUACAUCCUAUUGAUCUUGCUUCAGAACCAUUCUCACAAGAAACCAGUCAAGUCAAUGUCAAGAAACUCAAGCCAAUGAAGAGUGUGAAACAGCUUACUUUAAACAUGCUUUUAAACUCACAAGAUGCACUCCCUUAUGUUAUGUACAAGUUCCCCAAUGCCAAGCACCUGAAUAUUAACUAUUUCUAUGUGUUUUCGCAAUUGGGUGUAGAACAAGAACCCAAGCCAUUCUAUACCACUGAAUUUUUAAGAGCAUUCUCUGCUUAUUUACAGCAGAUGGAAAGUGUGCAUAUUGACGAUAUUCAAGCUCAAAACUUGCUUGAUGUUGUACGUUGCUUACAAGCAAACGCGAAUGAAAUUCGGCUAGUGGUAGAUGUGCUAUUUGAAGAAGAAUUCACUGGAUCAUCCAUAGAUACAUUAGGCAUCAAAUUAGGCUUCAAGCCUGUGCCAAGAAUGAACUAUGUAUCAAAGAUUGGCAAUCACUCAUUGAAUUUUUUGAAUAUUUUGCGUGAGACAGCAAACGUGCUUACCAGCUUGAAAAUCGAAUGCUCAAAACUGGAUGAACCUGAUUUUAUCAGUCAAGAUAUGGACUUUAGACACUUAUAUUAUGGUUAUUUCUUGGACGAUAUCUUUACUUCUUGUCCCAAGCUGAAGAGUCUAACACUGAACGAUACUACCUUAAUGAAGCUUAAUCCUGAAGCCGGCAUUAAUCAUUCUAUCGAGACAGUCAAGUUCUUUUUGGUUAGAUUUGACCUACAUGUUUUGUUUCAACUGUCAGUUCGUCUUCCUGUCUUAAAGUAUUUGACAAUUGAUAUUUGGAGCAAUUGUGGCAGUGAAGGUCAACAUAUUCCUGAUUCAAACAAUCACUAUUUUGUUGACAUGCCUUACACUUCUUUUAACACAUUUUCUUUUCUUGAUGAACACAGGAGAUAUAGCGACCAAUUCUUUAUGAGGUUAUGUACAACCAAAGGUGAAAAGUAUUAUAUAGGUAGCCGGGACCGACUUGCUGAAUCCGAUUAUCGUGUCUAUAAUGAGGCCAAAGUAGUGAAAAGUCUCUUAAGUUUUGAUAUUCGAUGUAGAAGCAUAAAAAAGAUAGGUGUUUAUGUCAGCACAAUUUAUGUUUUACAUGAAAUCACAUAAAAUAAAACUCAUUGUUUGGGUUCACAGAA
Molecule: messenger RNA, 1827 nt
Organism: Gilbertella persicaria
Lineage: Eukaryota; Fungi; Mucoromycota; Mucoromycetes; Mucorales; Choanephoraceae
Exons: 1
Coding region: 347-1798 (483 amino acids)
Source: RefSeq, a predicted model, not a curated record